AUGUCGACCAGCCGCAAAUUAAAGAGCCAUGGCAUGAGAAAGGGCAAGAACAGAACCCCUCAUAAGGGUGUCAAGAGAGGUAGCAGCAAAAGAAAGUACCGAAAGGCCAGCAUGAAGAGCAGAAAACGGUGCGAUGACGCCAAUCGCAACUACCGUUCUCACGUAUAA
Molecule: messenger RNA, 168 nt
Organism: Sorex araneus (European shrew)
Lineage: Eukaryota; Metazoa; Chordata; Mammalia; Eulipotyphla; Soricidae
Gene: TNP1
Product: transition protein 1
Exons: 2
Coding region: 1-168 (55 amino acids)
Biological process (GO): spermatogenesis; chromatin remodeling; spermatid nucleus elongation
Cellular component (GO): nucleosome; male germ cell nucleus
Molecular function (GO): DNA binding
Source: RefSeq, a predicted model, not a curated record